AGACAGACCCUCCGGCACAUGUGUUUACAGGAAGAGAAGCCUCCUGUCCUGAACGUCGGGACCGCCUUGUGUUGUGCUGCUUCUGCCCUGUUCAUCAACCAACGCUUCUCCUGCGAUCGAUAAAUGGCGGAUCACGCCCCGUCUGUUGCCAUGGAAGCUGUCCUGAAACCGAGCUGCUCCCUGCCGGAGGACAUGCUGAAAAUCAGAGGUUAUGACUUCAACCAGGGCGUUGAUUACCCCGCACUGCUGAAGUCCUACACCACCACAGGCUUCCAGGGCAGCAGCCUGGGCUUGGCCAUUCAGGAGAUCAACCGCAUGAUCGAGAAGCGUCUUGAACCAGUGGAGGCAAGUGAAGGCGAAUGCCCCCACAAGACAGGCUGCACCAUCUUCCUGGGUUAUACCUCCAACCUCAUCAGCUCUGGAGUCAGGGAGAGCAUCCGCUACCUGGCCCAGCACAAAAUGGUGGAUGUGAUUGUCACCACAGCUGGAGGUAUUGAGGAGGAUUUGAUCAAGUGUCUGGCUCACACAUAUCUGGGAGAAUUCAGUCUGCCGGGGAAGGAGCUCCGCCUCAAAGGCAUCAACAGAAUUGGGAAUCUGCUGGUGCCCAAUGAUAACUACUGUAAGUUUGAAGACUGGCUGAUGCCCAUCCUGGACCAGAUGUUGCUGGAGCAGAACACAGAGGGCACCCGUUGGACUCCCUCCAAAAUGAUCCAUCGCCUUGGCAAAGAGAUCAAUAAUACCGACUCUGUCUACUACUGGGCUUACAAGAAUAACAUCCCAGUGUUCAGUCCGGCCAUCACAGACGGCUCCCUGGGCGACAUGAUCUACUUCCACUCAUUCAAGAACCCUGGUUUGAUUCUGGACAUCGUGGAAGAUAUUCGCAGGAUGAACAGCCAGGCGGUCUUCGCCAAGAGAACAGGAAUGAUCAUUCUUGGAGGAGGGCUGGUCAAACAUCACAUAGCGAAUGCCAACCUCAUGAGAAAUGGAGCCGACUACUCGGUGUACGUGAACACCGGUCAGGAGUUCGACGGCUCCGACUCCGGAGCGAGACCCGACGAGGCCGUGUCCUGGGGGAAGAUCAGAACGGACGCCAAACCCGUUAAGGUGUACGCCGACGCCACUUUGGUCUUCCCUCUGAUCGUGGCCGAGACCUUCGCUCAGCACGCGACCAGCUGACGGCCCAGAAAACAGACUCAUAGGUCCUCCUUCCUUUUAAUGCUCCUUAAACAACAGGCGGCGUUCAUCCUCCGAUUGAUCUGUUUUCUGUUCUGUUGACGAUCUGAACUGUUCAGUUUCAACUUCAUGUUUACAUUCGAGCAGCGCUUCAGGGUUAUCACGCAAAGGGUUUGCUGUUUCAGUGCUUUUCAGAUCAAUAUUUAUUUGUUCCGCGGGGGUCAAGUGGUGCUGGAUUAUAGUAAACUCUACCCAACUCAAUGAACCCUGAAUUUUCAUACCCUGUUUGUUUUGCCAUUGUGGGACUCAAACUGUGUCUCCAGACUCGGAUUCAGCUCCCAAACAAUUGAACUCUCAGUUCUAAAUAAACACCCGUCUUUGCCGCGGACAGAGUUUGUCGGAGCCUGAAGGGGGAAGAAACAUGCCGAAGGCAUCUCCUUCACACUUCCAGGCUGCGGCGAAACCCAGUGAGUGAUGAACGCUGGCAACAAAAAAAGAAAAGAAAAAAUGCAUGUUGAGCUCCCCUUAAUCGCUUUGAAGCCUCUUGUGAGAAUCCAGUGAGGGGCAUGUAGCAGCAUUUCCCCCCUGUGCAUGUGUGCUUACUGCUGGCUCAUAACACAUACACACACACUCAGAGUUUCAUCCACGCAGGCACGGGUAUGAUAGUAGGUGGGGCUCUCCGCUUCUUCCCUUUGUGCUGUCAGCAGAAUCUUUCACCAUAAAAAAAAAAAAAAAAAAAACUGACUAUGGUCGAGACGUUUCCCA
Messenger RNA from Salarias fasciatus (jewelled blenny), 1938 nucleotides. It is a transcript of the gene dhps, whose product is annotated as deoxyhypusine synthase. Gene Ontology annotation, biological process: peptidyl-hypusine biosynthetic process. NCBI's taxonomy places the organism in Eukaryota, Metazoa, Chordata, Actinopteri, Blenniiformes, Blenniidae. The transcript has 10 exons. The coding region runs from base 124 to 1176 and encodes 350 amino acids. Gene Ontology annotation, cellular component: cytoplasm. Gene Ontology annotation, molecular function: deoxyhypusine synthase activity. The record is from RefSeq and is a predicted model, not a curated record.